Molecule: messenger RNA, 1635 nt
Organism: Podarcis raffonei (Aeolian wall lizard)
Lineage: Eukaryota; Metazoa; Chordata; Lepidosauria; Squamata; Lacertidae
Gene: DOK2
Product: docking protein 2
Exons: 5
Coding region: 18-1478 (486 amino acids)
Biological process (GO): positive regulation of MAPK cascade; cell surface receptor protein tyrosine kinase signaling pathway
Cellular component (GO): cytoplasm
Source: RefSeq, a predicted model, not a curated record
GCUGCUCCUCCUUGACUAUGGAAGAGACAGUGGUGAAGAAAGGCUUGCUCUACCUGCUCCAGCACCAGACCUUUGGGAAGAAAUGGCGGAAGUUCUGGGCUGUCCUGUACAGGGAAAGCGCGUGUGCCCCGGCCCGCCUUGAGCUCCUGGAGUCGGCGGAGAAAGCCAAGAAAGGGGACAGCAGCAGGCGCCUCAUCAAGUUGGAGGACUGUGUGCAGGUGGCUGAGGCAGGUGGAGAGACCGGCAGCCCCAAGGAGACAGCGCCUUUCUUCUUGGAGACCACCGAGAAAUGCUACCUGCUGGCUGCUGAGAAGGCCGAGGCAGAAGCCUGGAUCCUGGAGCUGUGCAAGCAUGCUUUCACUAGAAGCACUGAAGACUGGAAAGUGAUGCUGGAGAAGGAACUGCUGAAGGGCAAGGCCACGUCUCCCACUGCUCUCUCCAUGGCAGAGAAUUCCCUGUACAGCACCACCUGCAAAGCUGCUGAGAGGCAGUUUCCUGUGGCCGUGAGGGCAACCGAGGCUUCUGAGCGCUGUCAGAUCUGGGGCAUGUUCUUUCUCUGUGCCAAAGCGGAUGCCUUGGAGCUGCGGGACAAGCAAGCGGGGGAAGUGAUCUACACCUGGCCGUACAAGUUCCUGCGGAGAUUCGGUCAUGACAAGGCCAUCUUCUCCUUCGAAGCUGGGCGGAGAUGUGCCUCUGGAGAAGGCAGCUUUGAAUUUGCCACCAAGCAGGGCAGCGAGAUCAUCCAGGUCAUUGAAGGCGCCAUCAAUGCUCAGAGGAACUCCACCUGUGCAUCUUCAGGUGCCACCCUUCUUGCCGGCGCAGCCAGUCCUGCCAAGCCUGUCGAAGGUGCCCAGGGAGGGAAAGCCACUGUGCUGGUAGAAGGGCAGUCAUUCCGUACUGCGGGCACCAAAUCCCUCUCCUUCGAGUCCACCUGGCAAGGAAGACCAGCGAAGGGCAGGUUAGUCAAGCCCACGGCCAGCUGCCCUCUCUCCAGCACCAACUGCCCCUACAUGGAGGGGUCUGAUGACCACCCCAGGCGAGAACCCCAGCAGGAAUCAAUGUCUGAGUACUCGGAGCCAUUUGAUGCCAUCUCCAAGUCGUUGGGAAGCUCAGGUGGCAGCUGUUUCCCCCUGCCUAGCGCUGAGGAGCCACCGGGGGCAGCGGGCCUGCAUGCCAGGACCAGAGGGUUGGGCCUGUCCCCUGCCUCUCUGGGGCUCCACCACAUCUAUGAUGACCCAGAGGGUCUGGCCCACCUGGUGUACGAUGAGCCCCAGGAGUUCGCGGGGGAUGCCUGGAAGGUGCAGGCCACUCCUGAGGACCCUAUCGGCCACGAAUACCCCUACAACCCAAGCUUGGAUGACUACUCUGUGCCUAAGAUGGCGGCAGCGUAUGCCCCCGUGCAAGAUCAAAAUGGGCUUGGAGAAAGUGCAUAUGAUCAGGUGAUCUUGAGCCUCAAGAACAAGAAAAAUGCACAGUGAAAGGAGAGGAUGGAUGGAAUGAAUGAAUGAAUGAAUGAAGGGGUGGAUGGGAAAUGAGAGGAUUGCUUUGUUUCAUUUGUUGUGGGAGAUGAGCCCGGGUGCAGCCUCCCUGCCUGCUCUCCUCUCAGAGCUCAAGUACCGUAUUUUCCGCUCUAUA